AUGGAUAUACCAACCACUCAAAUUUCUGAAUAUAACGUCGAAGAUUGUAUAAACGACCAUGAAGCAAAUUUAGAUGGAUUACUUGAUCAUUUCGACCAAUUUGUAGAACGACUUCACAAUCCUAUUAUAAAUACUAAUUAUCUUCCUAUUGGUGCUAUUUUAAUUGAGCGUAAUGAAAAUUCUUCUAGUAAAACGACAAAGGGUGUUGAAUAUAUUGUUCCUACAAAUACAGAUUUUCAUGAAUGGGUAAAUCAGUUUGGUAAAGCAACUGGUGCAACUUAUGUUAAACAUGAUACAGAACAAAAUAUUGGAAAUAAUGUUAAACCCUCUCACCAUCAAUCACAAGAACGUCAACAACAUCAACAAUAUUCUGUCGAGGAGCUUCGUUACAACAUUCAAAAAAUGACACAAGAUCUUGAAGACCUUGAUCUUAAUCGCUUGCAAAUUGUUCAUGAUCAGAUCUCAUGGAUUCUUGAAGAUGUUCGCAAACCAGACAGAUCAUUUCAACCAGGAAAUUGGGUAGACGAAAAUCAAAAAAUGAAAUUACCGCCACAUAUGCAUAUUGAAAAGCAAAAAAG
Racocetra fulgida is the source of this 578-nucleotide messenger RNA. The record is from the annotation of a GenBank genome assembly. Lineage: Eukaryota; Fungi; Glomeromycota; Glomeromycetes; Diversisporales; Gigasporaceae.